Molecule: messenger RNA, 705 nt
Organism: Parnassius apollo (apollo)
Lineage: Eukaryota; Metazoa; Arthropoda; Insecta; Lepidoptera; Papilionidae
Source: the annotation of a GenBank genome assembly
AUGGCUCGCUUAUAUAAAUUGUACAAAGAAGAAUUCUGUCCAGAAAGAAAUAUAAAUCCUGUUUCUUUGUAUGUUUACGAGAAGAUUUUCAAAUCGUAUGACCCACCACUAGCAUUUUACAAACCAAAAAAGGAUCAGUGCGCUAAAUGCAAUGUGUACAAGUGUGCUGAAGACAAAACCAGUUUACAAAGAGACUAUGAUGAACAUAAAGCAAGAGAAAAAGAAUCUUUGGAAAUGAAGGCAUACGACAAGAACGAAAGCAUAGAAGGCGAUGGUACGAAGCGUGUAAUAACAUUUCACUUGCAGGCAAUAUUGUCAGUGCCUCACACCGCUGUCUCUAAAAUUUUGUACUUACAGAAAUUUUUUACCUACAAUUUUACUAUUUUAGAUAAUUAUCAAAAUACAGGACUAUGUUAUAUGUGGGACGAAAAUAACGGAAAAAAGGCAGCACUGAAUUGGUUCAAUUUUAUUUACUUGACGGAUUUGCCUGAAAACGUAAAAACUGUUACAUCCUUUUCAGACACCUGCAGUGGUCAAAAUCGCAACAAAUAUGUCACAUUGGCAGCAUUGUAUGCCGUAAUAAAUGUUCCUCGUUUGAAAACAGUUAACCUUAAAUACUUGGAAUACCUAGAGGCUGACUGUAUACAUGCAAGUAUAGAGCGUGCCAGAAAGCAUAAAAAAUAUUUACUGCAAGAGACACUUUAG